Vigna unguiculata (cowpea) is the source of this 3545-nucleotide messenger RNA. It is a transcript of the gene RBR1, whose product is annotated as retinoblastoma-related 1. Gene Ontology annotation, biological process: regulation of transcription by RNA polymerase II; cell differentiation; negative regulation of G1/S transition of mitotic cell cycle. Gene Ontology annotation, cellular component: nucleus; chromatin; transcription regulator complex. NCBI's taxonomy places the organism in Eukaryota, Viridiplantae, Streptophyta, Magnoliopsida, Fabales, Fabaceae. Gene Ontology annotation, molecular function: RNA polymerase II transcription regulatory region sequence-specific DNA binding. The record is from RefSeq and is a predicted model, not a curated record.
CAGAACCAAACAGACAAAGCAACACAACAACACAAAGUUGCCUCUCCUAACAAAAAAAUACACAAUUCUCUCUCUUCAUUUCUAUAUUGUAAUUCUCUCUUAGGGUUUCUCAUUUCCUACUGUCUUCAGUUUCUUCCAAAUUCUUUGAUACCAACGCUUGGAAUCCAGUCCCCCUUCGUGUGAUCUGGGCCAAUUAGGGUUUUCGCAUGAGUCCUCCAGCUGAAUCCAACACGAUGGAAGAUGGCACGCGAGAAAAUGCCACAGACCAAGUUGUGUCUCGCUUCAACGAGUUCCUCAAGAAUGAAUUAGCAUUGGAAGAGAAAAGCUGUAAAGAGGCAAUCAAUUUGCUUGGAGAAACCAAACAUAUACUUCUGACAAAUAUUUCGUCAAUGGGGAAUGGAACGUCUGAAGAAGCUGAGCGGUAUUGGUUUGCUUUUAUUUCGUACUCUGUCAAGAAAUUGAUCCACAAAAAUGAGGAGGCUGGAAAGGAAGAGAAUGUGAACUCCGGGCUUAGCUUGUGUCGUAUAUUGAGAGCAGCUAAGCUCAAGUAUUUUACUGGCCUUUUGACUAGCAUGUUAGUUUGUACUUUGUAUUUUUUUAGUACUUACUGUCAUAUUCAUUUUCUAUUAAACAGCAUUGCAGAUUUUUUCAAAGAACUUCCACAGUUUGUUGUUAAGGCUGGUCCAACAUUAAGUAAUAUAUAUGGAACAGAUUGGGAAAACAGGCUGGAGGCGAAGGAGAUACAUGCCAAUGCUAUUCACUUAAAGAUUCUUAGCAAGUACUAUAAACGUGUAUUUGGAGAGUUCUUUGUGACAACUGACUCAAAUGCUGAAAAGAACUCAUCUGUUACUGUUCAUGCAUCUGAAUACCAUAGAUUUGGUUGGUUGCUUUUCUUAGCUCUUCGUCUACAUGCUUUCAGCCGCUUCAGAGACUUGGUGACUUGCACCAAUGGUCUAAUUUCAAUCUUGGCCAUCUUAAUUAUUCAUGUUCCUACUCGGUUUCGGAAUUUCAACAUUCAUGACUCAUCACGCUUUGUUAAGAAAAAUAACAAAGCUGUGGACCUCCUUGCUUCACUUUGCAACAUAUACAACACUACUGAAGAUGAGUUGAGGAAAACAAUGGAGAAAGCCAAUAAUGUAAUAGCAGAUAUAUUGAAGAAGAAGCCCUGCUUGGCAUCUGAAUGCGAAACUGAAAACUUAGAAAAUAUUGAUAAAGAUGGUUUGACGUAUUUUAAAGACUUGAUGGAAGAAUCAUCUCUACCUUCUAGUUUAAAUUUAUUAGAAAAAGAUUAUGAUUACAUGAUUCGCAACAAGAGUGAACUGGAUGAGAGGUUAUUCAUUAAUGAAGAUGACAGCCUAUUAGCUUCUGGAAGCUUGUCUGGAGGUUCUGUUUCAGCAGGUGGUGUAAAGAGGAAAUUUGAUUCACUGGCAUCACCUGCUAAGACCAUUACAAGUCCACUCUCACCUCACCGCUCUCCCUCAUCACAUGCUAAUGGCAUCCCUGGUAGUGCAAACUCAAAGAUGGCAGCCACCCCUGUAAGCACAGCAAUGACUACAGCAAAGUGGCUUCGAACUGUCAUUUCUCCACUUCCACCAAAGCCCUCGCAAGAGCUGGAACGAUUUCUGACAUCAUGUGAUAGGGAUGUUACAAGCGAUGUAGUGCGCAGAGCACAAAUUAUAUUGCAGGCUACAUUUCCUAGUAGUCCACUUGGAGAACUAUGUGUAACUGGAAGCCUGCAAAGUGCAAACCUCAUGGACAAUAUAUGGGCAGAACAGAGAAGAUUGGAAGCACUGAAGUUAUACUACAGGGUCUUGGAGGCAAUGUGCAGAGCUGAAGCUCAAGUUUUUCAUGCAACUAAUUUGACCUCUCUUCUUACCAAUGAGAGGUUUCAUCGUUGUAUGCUUGCAUGUUCUGCAGAAUUAGUCCUGGCAACUCAUAAGACUGUAACAAUGUUGUUCCCUGCAGUACUUGAGAGGACUGGAAUUACAGCCUUUGAUCUUAGCAAGGUGAUUGAAAGUUUCAUUAGACAUGAAGAAUCUCUGCCAAGAGAAUUGAGGCGACAUCUGAAUUCAUUGGAAGAGCGACUUUUGGAGAGCAUGGUAUGGGAAAAGGGUUCUUCAAUGUAUAAUUCUUUGGCAGUUGCCAGACCUGCCCUUUCUGCAGAGAUUAACCGCCUGGGGCUGUUAGCUGAACCAAUGCCAUCAUUGGAUGAAAUUGCAAUGCAAAUUAACUUCUCUUGUGGAGGGCUGCCACCAGUGCCUACCUUACCCAAGCUUGAAAGUUCACCAACUCAGAAUGGGGAUAUCAGAUCACCAAAGCGAAAUGUGCUGAUGGAAAGAAAUUCGUUCACUUCUCCUGUGAAGGAUCGGCUUCUUCCUUUCAGCAACCUGAAGUCAAAACUACCCCCACCUCCUUUGCAGUCCGCGUUUUCCAGCCCAACAAAGCCAAAUCCAGCAGGUGGAGGGGAAACGUGUGCAGAAACUGGGAUUAACAUCUUUUUCGGCAAGAUCAUUAAGUUGGGAGCGGUCAGAAUUAGUGGCAUGGUUGAAAGACUACAAUUGUCUCAGCAGAUAAGGGAGAAUGUAUACUGUCUUUUCCAGCGGAUCCUAAAUCAACGGACAUCUCUCUUUUUCAACCAUCAUAUUGACCAAAUCAUCUUGUGUUGUUUCUAUGGAGUUGCAAAGAUUUCACAAUUAAACCUAACUUUUAGAGAGAUAGUAUACAACUACAGAAAGCAACCACAUUGCAAACCACAAGUUUUCCGCAGUGUAUUUGUUGAUUGGUCAUUAGCACGCCGAAAUGGGAGAACAGGACAGGAUCAUGUUGACAUUAUCACCUUUUACAAUGAAAUAUUUAUUCCCUCAGUGAAGCCUCUGUUGGUUGAACUCGACCCUUCUGGAGCAACGACAAAAAAUGACCGAAUACCUGAAGUUAUUAAUAAAAAUGAUGGCCAUUUAGCUCAAUGUCCAGGAUCUCCUAAAAUAUCAUCUUUCCCUACCCUUCCCGAUAUGUCUCCAAAAAAAGUAUCUGCUACACACAAUGUAUAUGUCUCUCCGUUACGAUCGUCCAAGAUGGAUGCUCUAAUAUCACAUAGCUCCAAAAGCUAUUAUGCUUGUGUUGGGGAGAGCACUAUUGCUUAUCAGAGCCCUUCAAAAGACCUGACUGCCAUCAAUAACCGUUUGAAUGGCAACAGGAAGGUGAGAGGACCCCUGAAUUUUGAUGAUGUUGAUGUGGGCUUGGUUAGUGAUUCUAUGGUUGCAAACAGCCUCUAUCUGCAGAAUGGAAGUUGUGCAUCAUCAUCAGGUGCACCAGUGAAAUCAGAGCAACCUGAUUCUUAAAGCUCCAUGUUGUGUAUAUUCUGCUUGUCUCCUCUCUCUCGAGUCCAUAUAAUAUUAGCAGCUUUUAUGAGAAGGGGUAAUGAAUGAGCGGUGAGAUUGUAGAAUGCCGCCACAACCCUCUUGUACUUCUGUGUAUGUUGUUAGGAAUUAAAUGCAGAAUUUAGGUCUCUGAUUAUCUAAUCAAUAAUAGCUUCUUUUCCUAGUUCA